GGCAAUUUUCAUCUAUCGACGGUGACGGGCCUGCUCUUUCUUUUACCUCCAUCGUCCUCGCCAGCGAACAGCCCAUCUCGUACACAAUCUUCGUCGAAAACAGCUGCCUAUUCUAUGGCCCCUUCCCUCAAUGAUCUCCAACCUGAUUGUUCUCUUCCUCUAGUCGAGGACAUCGCUACCCAGUCCUCUCUCGACAGCUUCAACUCUGUCCAGCGCGAUCCUGAGUCCUGGGCCGGUGCUCUUCCUGCUAGUCAAGGCCUCUAUUCGAAUGAGCUCGAGAAGGACUCUUGCGGUGUAGGCUUUAUCUGUCACAUCAAAGGUGCUCAGAGCCACAAAAUCGUUUCCGAUGCGAGACAGCUGCUCUGCGCGAUGACCCACAGAGGGGCCACCGGUGCUGAUAGUCGAGAUGGAGAUGGUGCAGGCGUCAUGACCGGCAUUCCUCACCAGUUCUUCAAGCGUGAGGCCGAGCGCGACCUUGGUCUCACUCUCCCCGAGCCCGGGGAAUAUGCUGUCGGCAAUAUCUUCUUCAAGCCCAACGAUCCCAUCCAACUUCAAAAGCAACAAGCUAUCUUCUCUCGCGCUGCCAGUGAUCUCGGUCUUCGAGUGCUCGGAUGGCGUGAAGUUCCGACUGAUGGCUCUAUUCUCGGACCCGCGGCCAGUAGCAAGGAACCCGUUAUCCUUCAACCUUUUGUCGUUCUUCGCUCCCACUACGGCGACGGCAAUCAGAGUCAAGGUGGUGCGUUUGAUGCCAAACGCCUUGAACGACAGCUCUAUGUGCUUCGUAAGCACGCUACGCACAGCAUUACACUUGCCAAGGGCUUCUACAUUUGCUCUCUGUCAUCGAAGAACAUCGUUUACAAGGGCCAGCUUUCGCCGCCUCAAGUUUACAACUACUAUCAUGAUCUCAACCACGCCAUGUACUACUCCCACUUCACUCUCGUCCAUUCGCGCUUCUCGACGAACACUUUCCCCAGUUGGGACCGUGCACAGCCCAUGCGGUGGGCCGCUCACAACGGCGAAAUCAACACGGUUCGCGGCAACAAGAACUGGAUGCGUGCUCGUGAGGGCGUACUCACUUCCACCAACUUCGGCGAGGAUCUCGACCUUCUAUACCCCAUCAUCGAGGCUGGCGGUUCCGACUCUGCUGCCUUCGAUAACGUUCUUGAGUUGCUGGUUGUGAAUGGCGUGUUGACCUUACCCGAGGCGGUUAUGAUGCUUAUUCCCGAGGCGUGGCAGGGUAAUGAGCAGAUGGAACCCGAGAAGAGGGCGUUCUACAACUGGGCUGCUUGUCUGCAGGAGCCUUGGGAUGGGCCCGCUCUGUUCGCCUUCUCAGAUGGGCGUUUCUGCGGAGCCAAUCUUGAUCGUAAUGGCCUUCGCCCGUGCCGUUUCGUCGUCACGAACGAGGAUAUCAUGGUUUGCGCCUCUGAGGUCGGAGCAGUCUUCAUACCACCGGAGAAGGUCGUUCAGAAGGGUCGUCUGAAGCCUGGACGUAUGCUACUCGUCGACACGAUGGAGGGCCGAAUUGUAGACGAUAAGGAGUUGAAGCGGAAUACGGCCAGGAAGCAGAACUUCGCAUCUUGGAUCGAGUCGAACAUGCUCCUCGUUCCUAACAUUGUCAAGCGCGUCAUGCGUAGCCAGUCCAUCGAGGCCCAUCCUGACGACACAUCUUUAAGCACCGACCCUCGACUUCUCGCUUUCGGGUUCACCGUUGAGCAGCUGAACCUCCUCUUCCUGCCUAUGGUGACUGAGGGGAAAGAGGCACUCGGUUCCAUGGGUAACGACGCUCCUCUGGCCGCCAUGGCCACCCAACCUCGCAUCAUCUAUGACUACUUCCGCCAAUUAUUCGCGCAGGUCACCAACCCGCCCAUCGAUCCGAUUCGAGAGAGUAUCGUCAUGUCACUCGAGUCGUACGUGGGCCCGGAAGGCAAUUUGCUCGAAAUGCGCCCCGAGCAGUGCCAUCGUAUUCUUCUUCCUUCACCUAUCAUCACCAUCGAGGAGAUGAACGCCAUGAAGAAAAUCGAGUUCGCCUAUUCUACUUGGGUCUCGCGUACCAUCGAUAUCACGUUCCCGAAAGAAGAGGGCCUGCCGGGUUACAAGCUCGCUCUCGACCGCGUCUGCGCUGAGGCCACUGCCGCCAUUGACGAUGGGAUCAAGGUCAUCGUCCUCUCAGAUCGAGCCAUAGGUCCCUCGCGCGUUCCCCUUUCUGCGCUCGCCGCCUGCGGUGGCGUUCAUCACCAUCUUACCAUGCAGAAGAAGCGCGCGAAAGUCGCCCUCAUGGUCGAAACCGCUGAGGCUCGCGAUGUUCAUCAUCUUUGUGUACUGGUUGGCUACGGUGCCGACGCUAUCUGCCCUUGGCUUAUCAUGGAGACGGUUCACAAGGUUGCUCGGGAGGGACUUUCCAAGGACAACAAGAGCGUCGAACAGCUCAUGUCGAACUAUCGCAAGUCAAUCGACAACGGUAUUUUGAAGGUCAUGUCGAAGAUGGGUAUCUCAACUCUCCAGUCCUACAAGGGCGCCCAGAUUUUCGAAGCACUUGGUCUUCACACCGAAGUCAUCGACCGCUGCUUCAUUGGGACCGCCAGUCGCAUCGAGGGUGCUACUUUUGACCUUCUUGCCAUGGACGCCUUCGAGCUCCACGAGCGAGGGUGGCCCUCUCGCGAAACCAUCGUGCCGCCGGGCAUGCCCGAAUCCGGCGAAUACCAUUGGCGCGAUGGUGGCGAGCCACACAUCAACGACCCGACAGGAAUCGCCAAUCUACAGGACGCCGUGCACGAGAGAAACCAGAAGUCUUACGACGCAUAUGCCCAGAACGCAAAUAACCAGGCGAAGGGUGUUCAGCUACGUGGCCUUCUCGAUUUCCGCUUCGAGAACGCCGUCCCUAUCCCCAUCGACCAGGUCGAACCCUGGAACGAGAUCGUCAGACGCUUCGUUACCGGUGCCAUGUCCUACGGAUCUAUCUCGAUGGAAGCCCAUUCUACCCUCGCCAUCGCUAUGAACCGUCUCGGUGGGAAGUCUAACACCGGAGAAGGUGGAGAAGACGCGGAGAGAUCCUCAGUCCUCACGAACGGAGACACCAUGCGAUCGGCUAUCAAGCAAGUCGCCUCUGGUCGAUUCGGUGUCACCUCCAACUACCUUGCCGAUUCCGACGAGUUGCAAAUCAAGAUGGCUCAGGGCGCGAAACCUGGAGAGGGCGGUGAACUUCCUGGCCAUAAGGUUUCUCUCUCCAUCGCACGCACCCGUCAUUCCACCGCUGGCGUGGGUCUCAUCUCUCCUCCCCCGCACCACGACAUCUACUCCAUUGAGGAUCUGAAGCAACUCAUCUAUGACCUUAAAUGCUCCAAUCCUCGCGCUCGCGUUUCUGUGAAGCUCGUCUCGGAGGUGGGUGUUGGCAUCGUCGCCAGUGGUGUGGCAAAGGCGAAGGCGGAUCAUAUCCUCAUUUCUGGCCACGAUGGUGGCACCGGUGCUUCUCGGUGGACAGGUAUCAAGAACGCCGGUCUUCCCUGGGAACUUGGUUUGGCCGAGACGCAUCAGACGCUCGUUUUGAAUGAUCUGCGUGGACGUGUGACUGUCCAAACAGACGGUCAGAUUCGUACCGGACGCGAUAUCGCCGUUGCGUGUCUUCUCGGUGCGGAAGAGUGGGGUUUCGCCACCACGCCCCUCAUCGCUAUGGGUUGUAUCAUGAUGAGGAAAUGUCACCUCAAUACGUGCCCUGUCGGUAUCGCCACGCAGGACCCUCAACUUCGUGCGAAGUUCGCUGGCCAGCCCGAGCACGUUAUCAACUUCUUCUACUACCUCGCGGAAGAACUUCGUGGUUACAUGGCGAAGUUGGGUUUCCGUACGAUCAACGAGAUGGUUGGAAGGGCCGACAUGCUCAAGGUCGACGAGAAACUGCGUACUCCGAAGACCGCUCAUCUCGACCUAUCAGCUAUUCUCAAGCCUGCCUGGCAAAUGCGUCCCGGUGCACCGACCUACCGUGUUCGGCAACAGGACCACAAGCUCUACAUCCGUCUCGACAACAAGUUCAUCGACGAAUCCGAGCCCGCUCUCACCAAGGGUCUUCCCGUCCACAUCGAGUGCGAUGUCACCAACACCGAUCGUGCCCUGGGGACUACUUUGUCGUACCGGGUGUCGAAGCUCUAUGGCGAAGAAGGUCUACCACGCGACACCAUUCAUAUCAGCAUGAAGGGAUCCGCAGGUCAAUCAUGCGGCGCCUUCCUCGCUCCUGGAAUCACCAUCGAACUCGAGGGUGACGCCAACGACUAUGUCGGAAAAGGUCUUUCAGGAGGUCGCUUAGUAGUAUACCCUCCCCACCAGUCUACGUUCAAGGCCGAGGAGAACGUCAUCAUCGGAAACGUCUGCCUGUAUGGAGCGACCUCCGGCGAGGCCUUCAUCCGCGGUAUCGCCGCCGAGCGGUUCGCCGUGCGUAAUUCUGGAGCGAACGCGGUCGUCGAAGGAACAGGAGACCACGGCUGCGAGUACAUGACGGGAGGUCGUGUCGUCGUUCUCGGUACUACCGGCCGAAACUUCGCCGCAGGAAUGAGCGGUGGUAUCGCCUAUGUCCUGGACACGGCGCACACAUUCGCCUCGAAGGUGAAUAUGGAGAUGGUCGAACUCGGAAAGGUCACGGAGCCUCGAGAGAUCGCGGAGCUUCGUAGUCUCAUCGAAGAUCAUCGCCACUACACUGGGUCUGAGGUCGCUGACCGGGUCCUUCGUGACUUCCACCAUCUCCUGCCUCUGUUCGUUCGUGUUAUGCCAGGUGACUACAAACGCGUCUUGGAGGAGCAGGCUGCGAAGGCGAAGGAGGAUCGACUCCGUCACAGCGUCAUCGAUCUCGUGCCGUCUCGCACCGCCAGCCAGGUCGACUUGGCGUCGGAGGGCUUGGAGGACAUCCUCCUUCCGAAGGAGCCUCAGUCUCAUGUUACUUCCGUGCACGCAACUUCCAAACGCCACGAACCGUCUGUUGUCGAUCUCGAGGAUUCCAUGGUGGAUGACGCCUCUACCAAACAACGCUUGCACAAGCUGGACAAGACCCGAGGCUUCAUGAAGUACAAACGACUCGGCGAGGCUUACCGCCCUCCUCGUAAACGUACGAAGGACUGGAAGGAAAUCUCCACCCGUUUGACGGAGAGCGAGCUCAAGUACCAGUCUGCUCGUUGCAUGGACUGCGGUGUUCCUUUCUGUCAGUCUGAUUCGGGUUGCCCUAUCUCUAACGUUAUACCGAAAUGGAACGACCUCGUCUUCAAGGGUCAGUGGCAAGAUGCGCUGAACCGCUUGCUCUUGACGAACAACUUCCCGGAGUUCACCGGUAGGGUGUGCCCUGCGCCCUGUGAGGGUGCAUGCGUCCUCGGUAUCAAUGAGCAGCCAGUGGGGAUCAAGAGUAUUGAAUGCGCCAUUAUCGACAAGGGCUUCGAAAUGGGGUGGAUGAGCCCCAACCCUCCCUCCUUCAGCACUGGGAAGAGGGUAGCAAUCGUCGGAUCGGGUCCGUCUGGUCUCGCAUGCGCAGACCAAUUGAACAAAGCAGGCCACAAAGUCACUGUGUACGACCGCAAUGAUCGCAUGGGAGGUCUCCUCAUGUACGGCAUCCCGAACAUGAAACUUGACAAAGCUGUUGUCCAACGUCGUCUGGAUCUCAUGGCUGCCGAAGGAGUGACGUUCGUUCCUAACACGCACGUUGGUGUUGACGUUGACGUUGAGGACAUUCGGGCUGAGCAUGACGCAGUCGUUAUCUGCACUGGUGCGACAUGGCCUCGCGACCUGAGAAUUCCUGGACGCGAUGCGGAUGGUAUCCACUUCGCCAUGGAGUUCUUACAGCUGAACACUGCAUCGCUUCUUGACUCUGGACUGGAUGACGGAAGAUACAUCAACGCGAAGGGCAAGGAUGUCAUCGUCAUUGGUGGUGGUGACACUGGAAAUGAUUGUAUCGGUACUUCCAUGCGUCACGGAGCUAAGUCGGUCACCAACUUCGAGUUGCUUCCAAAACCGCCUGUGUCACGCGGCAGGGAUAAUCCAUGGCCACAGUGGCCGAGAAUCUUCCGCACGGAUUAUGGCCAUACUGAAGUCGCAGCUCAUUUCGGAAACGACCCUCGUGAAUACUGCAUUUCCACGAAGGAGUUCGUCCUUGAGGACGGCAAGCUCAAGGGCUUGAAUACCGUCCGUGUCGAAUGGACCAAGGACAGCGGUGGCCGGUGGAAGAUGGAGGAAGUUCCAGGUUCCGAGAAAUUCUUCCCCGCGCAACUUGUCUUCCUCGCCCUCGGUUUCUUGGGUCCGCAGGCCGAGGUUAUCAAGGCCCUAGGUAUCAAGCAAGACGCUAGGUCAAACAUCGAAACGCCACACAAGAGUUACUCAACCAAUAUUGAUGGCGUUUUCGCCGCCGGCGAUUGUCGUCGCGGACAGUCGCUUAUUGUCUGGGGUAUCAAUGAGGGUCGUGGCGCCGCCGCUCAGGUCGAUGCAUGGCUCAUGUCCAAUACCAGACUUCCGGUUGCUGGCGGCAUCAAGACGAGGUCCUUCGUUCCUCCUCCUAGCAAGCUCUCCGGUGUUGUGCAAGCCUGAAAGCUUCCUAUGCUUUCGGCAACGAAACUAUCUGUAUCAAUAUUCCGCGUACAAAUUGUUUGGGUUUUAGGUUGGUUUUGCUGCUGUUGUUGCCACUGGCUAAUGUUGUAUCGUGAUAUGUUGUUUGUAUCUCGACGUCUUUGGGAUUAUGGAAUUGUGACGAUGAAAGAAACAGGCAUAGGAAGAAAACCAGGUUUCCAUCCUUGUAUUCAUACGAUAACGUCGCUCCCCAUACUCGCAUUUCUCCAUUGUGUUCACUACGAAUCUAUCUCUCUUCUUACUUCUCUCUCCUUAUUGCUUCUCUCCGCGAUGUAUCUCAUGCAUAUAGUAAUGACAUUCAAC
This is a messenger RNA of Stereum hirsutum FP-91666 SS1, 6891 nucleotides long. Its product is annotated as NADPH-dependent glutamate synthase. The transcript has 14 exons. NCBI's taxonomy places the organism in Eukaryota, Fungi, Basidiomycota, Agaricomycetes, Russulales, Stereaceae. The record is from RefSeq and is a predicted model, not a curated record. The coding region runs from base 115 to 6549 and encodes 2144 amino acids. Gene Ontology annotation, molecular function: iron ion binding; glutamate synthase (NADH) activity; iron-sulfur cluster binding.